Molecule: messenger RNA, 1669 nt
Organism: Budorcas taxicolor (takin)
Lineage: Eukaryota; Metazoa; Chordata; Mammalia; Artiodactyla; Bovidae
Gene: AIMP1
Product: aminoacyl tRNA synthetase complex interacting multifunctional protein 1
Exons: 7
Coding region: 63-1028 (321 amino acids)
Molecular function (GO): tRNA binding
Source: RefSeq, a predicted model, not a curated record
GGCGGAGGCGCUCCUUACCUGCUCCCGGCCGAAGCUGCUGAGGUGCCUCAGUCCACCGAUACAUGAUUUUCUGCCGUUUCUUGGCAAAAAUGGCAACUGGUGAUGCUGUUCUGAAGAGAUUGGAGCAGAAGGGCGCAGAAGCAGAUCAAAUUAUUGAAUAUCUUAAGCAGCAAGUUGCUCUUCUUAAGGAGAAAGCAAUUUUGCAGGCAACUUUGAGAGAAGAGAAGAAACUUCGAGUUGAAAAUGCUAAAUUGAAGAAAGAAAUUGAAGGAUUGAAACAAGAGCUAAUUAAGGCAGAAAUUCAAAAUGGAGUAAAACAAAUACCAUUUCCAUCUGGUACUCCACUAAAAAUGGAUUCUACAGUUUCUGAAAAUGAGAUACAAUCUAUACCAAUAACAACCGUAUCUUCUGGUGCUAAAGAGCAAGUAAAAGGAGGAGGAGAAGAAGAAAAGAAGAUGAAAGAGAAAGCUGAAAAGAAAGGAGAGAAAAAGGAGAAAAAACAGCAACCAGUAGCAGGAAGCGCUGACUCUAAGCCUGUUGAUGUUUCCCGUCUGGAUCUUCGAAUUGGUUGUAUCAUCACUGCCAGAAAACACCCUGAUGCAGAUUCUUUGUAUGUAGAAGAAGUAGAUGUUGGAGAAACAGCCCCAAGAACGGUGGUCAGUGGCCUGGUGAAUCAUGUUCCUCUUGAACAGAUGCAAAAUCGGAUGGUGGUUUUACUUUGUAACCUGAAACCUGCAAAGAUGAGGGGAAUAGUAUCUCAGGCAAUGGUGAUGUGUGCAAGUUCACCAGAGAAAGUGGAAAUCUUGGCACCUCCUGAUGGAUCUGUUCCUGGGGACAGAAUUACUUUUGAUGCUUUCCCUGGAGAGCCCGACAAGGAGCUGAAUCCUAAGAAGAAGAUUUGGGAGCAGAUCCAGCCUGAUCUUUACACUAAUGAUGUAUGCGUGGCUACAUACAAAGGUGCUCCCUUUGAGGUGAAAGGAAAGGGAGUGUGUAGGGCUCAAACUAUGGCCAACAGUGGAAUAAAAUAAAAACACUUCAGUUUCUGAAAUAACAUUAGAGAAAACAAUAAAAAGAAAUAACAUUUGUCACUCAUAGCUAAAAUACGACUGGCUCAUUUUUGUGGUUAUUUCUCUUCUAGAUUUGAGUAGUCUUUUAUCUAAUAUGUAUUGUUUUCCGUUGACUAGAGAAACACUACAUUUAUACCUGUAGGUUUUGAGCCUACAAGGAGGAAUUUGCCUGUUUCAUGCUGAUUGAUUGUUCAGUGAUUGUGUUGGCUAGCACAUUGCUUUUUCUUUAUACAUUUAGAAAACUUCAGAUUAACAUUUAGUUUCUCAUUUGUAGGCACAUGUUGCUUGCAAUUUGAAGCCCUCUUUUAGUAUCUUUAUUAUAAAUGUCUUCUCUUUAAAAAGACAAGUUAAAAUUUCUGUCAGGCUUAUUAACUAAUCAUAUUGUAAUGGUAUUGAAGAUGACCAUCUGUUGAUUCUAAAGAGCCAAAAGCUAGGAUACGUGGCAUUUGAACAUUGUUGUUAUUGUUUGCCAGAGUAACCCAGAUUUGUAUACUUACAGUGAUUUUUUUUUUAAAAGACUGAAACUUCCAACUGUGUAGUGAACUUAUUUUUUGCAUCUAACAACAUAAUAAAUAAUAAUAGUAAUAAAUCUUGACUGUCUA